CGACAGUUUACGAUAAAUGUCGCGUCGCUUCCUGUUUAUUUAUGUUUUGCUGCUGCCUGAAAUGAAACCUGGGAAGAGAUUCCCCUUUAGCUCUAAUACAUUAUUUCUAGCAUUAAUAAUUCUGUAAAACAAGAUGUCGGUUGCCGCCUUGCGCCUGAUCCCGUGUCGGAGGCUGAGCUCCACAGGGCAGAGCCUGAAAAAAGUCGUCCCCUGGAAAGACUUUCGUAAAGUCGCUAAAGUAACGGGUGCCGUCGUACUGGGCGGCUGCGUUUUCAUCGCCUACGAGGUCGUCAAGCUGAACCAGGCGGUCACCAUGGACACUCGGGCCAUUCUCCAGGAGAAACAGAAGUCUUUUAUCUACCUCACCCCCAUCACCAAGGUCGAACAAGAGACCACUCUGACCUAUAGAGCCAGGACGGAGCUUCAUAAAGCAGUGAGGAAACUUAUUGAAAUUUCAUCUCGAGUCCUCAAUUAUCCCUUAGAUGAGCACAUAAGCCAUCAGGAUGCAGAUCCUAACGAGUUGGCUCUGUGGGUUCUGCUGAAGAGAACCCGCUCGUCCAGACGGUCCGAGCGCCUGCAGGCCGUACAGGACCUGGCACACAGACACUGGCAGGAUUAUCAAUACCAGACAGCGGCUCAGUCUAUAGACCAGCGCACGGCUAUAGGUCUGGCUCGGACUCCGAACGUCGACCUGCGAUUUUUCCUCCCACCCUCACUGCCUAAACUGGAGGAUGAGUAUCUAAUAGAGGAUGGUUUGAGGCAGCUCCUGGCUUCGUUGCCUCAGUCAGAGGUGGAUCAGUGUGUGCAGUAUUUUACCUCGCUGGCACUGAGAGAGAGCACUCAGUCCCUCGCCUCUCAACGGGGAGGGUUGUGGUGUUUCGGAGGAAAUGGCCUGCCUUACACUCAGAGCCUCACCUCCAUCCCCUCUGAGAAGGUGGAGUCUUUCUGCCUGCAGGCCCUCGUACAGCACUCAAAGGUCCCGAGUCAUUGUGAUCACAUCGUUGCCAACGGAGGACUGCAGCUUUUACAGAGGGUCUACCAGCUUCGACGGGAUUCACAGAAGAUUCAGCGCAACAUCUUGCACAUCAUCGGGAACUUGGCGCUGAACGAGAGCUUACACAACGACAUAGUGCAGUCAGGAUGGUUGCCAGUCCUAGCCGAGAUGGCGCAGUCUCCUCACAUCAUCCAGGCGUCCCACGCUGCACGUGCUUUAGCCAACCUGGACCGGGACACGGAGGUGCAGAAGUACCAGGAUGGUGUUUAUGUUUUACAUCCACAGUGUCGCACCAGGCAGCCCGUGAACGCAGACGUCCUGUUUGUACACGGCCUUCUGGGAGCCGCCUUCAAAACGUGGCGACAGAAAGACUGCGAUCUCACGGAUGUCGAAAAAUCUGACGGGAUACACGAGGAUUACACCGAGUGCUGGCCUAAGACGUGGUUAGCAGCCGACUGUCCCAACCUCAGAAUUCUGUCUGUGGAGUACGACACGCACCUGAGCGACUGGAAAGCCAAGUGUCCUGCUGAAAACCAGAGGAAGUCUUUAGCAUAUCGAAGCGGAGAACUGCUGAAGAAGCUGAAAGCCGCAGGAGUCGGAGAGCGGCCUGUGGUUUGGGUGGCGCACAGUAUGGGAGGCCUGCUGGUGAAAAAGAUGCUCCUAGAUGCCUCUCAGGAUCCCGACCUGAGCUCUUUGGUCAAGAACACGAAGGGCGUGUUGUUCUACAGCGUCCCUCACCGAGGCACCUUCAUGGCCGAGUACUCCGUGAACGUGCGCUUCCUCCUGUUCCCCUCCAUAGAAGUCCGAGAGCUUUGCAAAGACUCUCCGGCCCUACGAGACCUGAACGAGAAUUUCCUCAACAUGGCAAAAGACAAAGAGUUCAAGAUCCUGAGCUUUGCCGAAUCCCUGCCUACGUCAGUCGGCCCCAUGAUCAACAUAUUAGUGGUUCCUGCCGAUUCAGCAGAUCUGGGUGUCGGAGAUCUCCUAGAAGUGGGCGUGGAUCAUCUGAACAUCUGCAAACCCGAGAAGAAGGACACGUUUCUGUACAAACGGAGCCUGCAGUUUAUUCAGGACGCUCUCAGGGGACACAUAAUCGGCUGAAAGCCGGUGUUUUCAUCUACAGGAUUUGGUUUUCGGCCGCCCUCUAACGGUUAUUACUUAUAACUUAUCUAUGCUUUCUAGAACACCAGAACCUGAUGGAGGCUCACCGUACUGCUGACGUCAUGUUCAGUGCCACUACCUCAAAUGUAAUGAAUGGAUCUGUAGUUUUCUGUGUGGAUCAGUGUUAAAACGAGUUCUUAAUAAUGACAUGACGGUUAAAUCCGUGCCAAAAUUUCAUCACCAGCGCAAUCAAUAAAGUGCACCGUGUGGCUGGAAGUAUUGGGACGUCUGAUUUUUUCCAGACGUAUGUGCUUCUUCUCCAAACUGUUACCACAAAUUUGGAGGCGCACAAUUGUAUAGGAUGAACUACGAGCCCCAGACAUGUCACAUGGGUUAGAUUAGAAGAUCUCCUGCUAUAAAGAUCCUCCUCAACCCUACAUCAGUACCAGAAUUUACUAGCACCACUGUGGCUGAAUGAACCUCCACAAAUCUCCACAAGCACACACUAAAAUCUAGUGGAACAUCUUCCCAGAAGAGUGGAGCUUCUCGUAACAGCAAGGAAGGACUGAUUGUGGAAUGGGAUGUUCAAAAAGAGACACAUGCUAAUCUUCUGCUUACGUUUUCAUACAGUGUUAAUAUAGUUAGUAUAGAUUUCAUAGUCUUGAAAUGGGUGGAGUUUGGAGAACUGUAUAUUACCACCUUUGGUUUCCUGUAACAGUUCUAAAAAUAAAUACAUUUAAAUUCA
Molecule: messenger RNA, 2840 nt
Organism: Silurus meridionalis
Lineage: Eukaryota; Metazoa; Chordata; Actinopteri; Siluriformes; Siluridae
Gene: serac1
Product: serine active site containing 1
Source: RefSeq, a predicted model, not a curated record